Molecule: messenger RNA, 3306 nt
Organism: Cololabis saira (Pacific saury)
Lineage: Eukaryota; Metazoa; Chordata; Actinopteri; Beloniformes; Belonidae
Gene: rhbdd3
Product: rhomboid domain containing 3
Exons: 6
Coding region: 225-1298 (357 amino acids)
Cellular component (GO): membrane
Molecular function (GO): serine-type endopeptidase activity; protein binding
Source: RefSeq, a predicted model, not a curated record
AAGCUACAGAAACAACGAAGAAGAUGCUCGCGGAAAUGUACGUCCACUGAUCUCUCAUUUCUACAUUUAUUUCAGUUUUCCUAAUAAAAAAGUUAUUACUAAUAUUUCAAGUAUAUGUAUAACUUAGAACAUGAGUUACACCUGUAGACUCGCAGUUAAUCAUGAUACAUGUCGCUGGUAGAGUCAGACCCAGUGAGUGGAGAACCUACAGCUGAUACUAAAUCAUGCUGGGUCGCAUCUGGUCAGUGAGGUUCUGGUUCGGAUCAGAUCUCCCAGGAUUCUGUCUGGGAACAUAUUUAUUGAUUACUCUGAUGGUGCUGAUUUAUGCUGGGGGCAUCCAAGCAAGUCUCAGCCUAGGACCAGGAGGAGACUUUCCAAGAUUUAGAGAUUUGCUUCUGUAUGCCCUCAGUCAUGAUGAGCUGCCUUCUCUUCUGAUCAGUGCUACACUCCUGCUGCUGUUUGGAUCAUGCCAGGAGCAUCGCUGGGGAACAGUCGCCUUGUUGCUUCUGUCUGUCCUGACAGUGACCACGUUACCUUUAGUGUAUGUCCUGGUCCUCUUCGUGGGUGGAGGUGAGGCCAGUCGGAUCCGUGGUUACUCUGCCAUCCAACUGGCUCUGAUUACAGCUCAGUGUCGGCAGAUAGCACAGAGGAGGCUGCUGAGGUGUUUACCAGUCUGGUUCCUGCCCUGGCUCCUUUUGCUGGCUGGUGUGCUGGUGCUGCCGGGGACACCUGCUCUACUCCACUUCUGUGCAAUAUGCAUUGGACACAACUAUCGUCAGCCUUUUAUCGGAAUGUUGCAGGAACAGGAGGAAGCCCGAGUUUUGGAUUUCAUUCCCAAGUGGUUGUAUGUUCCUGCCCUAGCCAACUUCAGAUUGCCGACCUAUGCAACCUCUCAGAGGUCGGUUCCCCAGUUUAUGCCUGUAGGUGAGGAAACUGCUUCAGAUCCUACAGCUUUCAAACACUACCCAUGGACUGAACAAUCACCUGUUUGGAUAACAGAGGAGUCUGCUGCACUGUCUGAGGCAGAGGUAGUGGAGGAGCAGAUGCUAAGAGCAGGGAUACUGGCCUCUUUACAGGAUGCUCCUGAAGCAAGAGUCGAGGUGCCGAAAUCAUCCGUUUCAUCACUGCGGCUUCAGCAGCUGGAGAAGAUGGGUUUCCCCACAGAGAAGGCUGUAGUGGCAUUGGCAGCGUCCAAACAGCUAGAUGGUGCCAUCUCCCUCCUUAUCGAAGACAGCAUCGGAGAGGAAGCUGUGGUAGUUUCAAAGGGAAAGAGCCCUCUCCCACCACAAAGCACCUAGACAACUUCCUGCCCCUGGAUCCAGUCCUUCGCCCCGUUUGUACUUGUAUAGGAAAGCAUUAUGCUUGGGUUUUGCUGAGCUUCAAUAAUUUCCCCUGUGGGUUACAUGUAAAAGCUUCUUAAUGAUCACCUUCCCCUGCAAAGAGGGAUGAAAACUGAACCUCUUUCUAAUGAAAUGCACAUACACACUAUUUGAGAGAGUUUCUGUAUCUGUAAAUCAGAGGGCAACUAUACCAUUAAUUUAUGUUAUAAAAGUUUUUAAUUAAUGCUUUUGUACCACAAAUGAAAACUGCUGACAUGUUAAAAUAAUCAUCAUAAUAAUAAUAAAAAAAAACAAUGAACAAUAUUUAAUUACAUCAGUCAUCUUGACAGGAUUAUCUUAAUACAGUAACACAUUUGCAAGAAAAAAAAAAGAAUAAAAAUAUGAAAUGGUUAUACUACAACUUACAAUAUAAACCAAAAUACCACUUAAAUAGUUUCACAAUUGUUUUGAGUAUUUUCAUCAGAACAGUUUAAGCAGUUUACCAACACAACAGUGGUAAAAAUAUGUUCAAGUUCCUUUAUCAGUAUUCUGUGUGUGCGUGUGAGUGAGACAGAGCGAGCAUGUUUAAGAUCCUGAAAUGGACAGCCACGUUUACAGACAGACAUUUGUUUCUAGAUUGCAGAAUUAUACAACAUAAAUGCUAAUGUUUGUGCAUAUUCAACAUAGAUUAAAUGUCAAAAAGCUAGUAAGUCACUUAACAGUGUGUAUUGCGAGAGGGACAAAAACAAGUCACAUCAGAAAACUACAAAUCACUUAGAAACACAUAGCUUAGAUAGAGAUGACUUCAUAACACUGAGUUAAACAAUACGAUCGAAGUUUAGCAAAAUGAAUACUAGAAGAGGAAGUUUAUCAACGUCAUUGUGUCCUGCUGACUGUACAUGCUCAGUAAACUUAAAUAAUGGACUCUGCAAUUCACAAUUAUAUUGUGAAACCAAAACAAACACAGAUCAAGUAAAUUUUCUCACAUUGAUUUCUCCUUCACUUGAUGGAGAAAGUUCUCCUUCACUUGAUUGUAAAUGACCCUUAUUUUCCAGAACUGUUUGUAGCACGAGGAGCACCACUGAAUGUCUACAUUUUCCUUUUUAAAAACAUGUUUAUUGCUCUUUUGUCUUUAGUUCUGCAACUAAAGGCAUGAAAUACAUAAGCAGCUGUUGGGAUAAUCUUCUAAGGGUUUGGUAAUAGUGAUGGGUGAGGGGGUUAAAAUAGUUCUCAGGUCGUGGGAGAGCAUUUUGGAGUAUCAGUGGAGUUUCCCUGAGGUGUCCCCCAUCCUAAAUCUGAUGAUAAAGCCCAGAUCAGAGACUAGAUAUGGUCUGAAUCUGUUGAGUGACGAUGAGACCUACAGGAGGGGAAGUCGACACGGUCUGUGAUCCUCAGGGUUAGCUGGGUUUGCUACUUCCCUUGAAUCUUGGUGUCGGAGGACAGAGGGGAAGCAAGUCGAUGUGAAAGUGCACCUGCACGCUUAUCUCUGUAGAAACUAGGGGAGGUUGUGCCAAACGGUCCAUCCCCAGACCCUAGAUCAGGCUCUGUUGAAGAAAGACAGCAGUUGGAACGGAGCCUCCCUGACCAUCAGUAUUGGAGGACACGUGCACUCUAUCAUCCUAAUCCAAGUCGUUUCUUCACCGGCAAGCACUAUGACUGGUGUCUUAUGUUGAUGGAGAAGUUGUAGUCACGUGCAAAAGGUUAGUAUCCCACCUUUUAAUACUAUGUUUUUGUGUGUGAAAGUAGGAUAAAAUGAAUCUGAUCAUAGAAGCUCUUAGUAUUAGGCAAACAAAACUUCUGAUGAACAAGAUCAAACUUUUUUUUCUUUCCACUCUGCCAUAAUAUAGUUAUACUAUAUAAUAUAGCUAAUAUAGUUAUAAUGAACUGAAGUUAACAAAAAUUAAGCCGAAAAGAGUCAUAUGGGAAAAACUAAGUACCAUCUUACUGCCUUCAUAGGAUUCAAGAGUGUGAUUUGCAAGCAGGUGCU